GUCAGCUCACUAGCAUCGUCCAGCGUUGGACAAAUCAGAAAGUGACAGGAUAAUGUCCUCACAGAAACACAAACUGUGCGACGCAAUCCCUCCACACACCCUGACACGGCUGGCUCGCCAGUGGCUGGACGAGGACACGCCGAGCUUUGAUGCGGCGGGAGUGUGCGUGGGGUCCCAGGAUGUGGAGGCAAAGCUUCUGUGUAAAAGUCCCAACAGUAUUUUGGCAGGAAGUCCCUUCUUCACUGCGGUUUUCACUGAGUUAGGCUGCACUGUCCAGUGGAUUCACCAGGAAGGAGCCCAGCUUGGCUCAGAGGCCGUCACCUUGACGGCUGUGGUGCGAGGCCCGGCGCGGAACCUGCUCCUCGGCGAACGAGCCGCUCUCAACUGCCUGGCGCGGGCGUCUGGGAUCGCCACUCGCUGUUUCCAGCUCCAGUCGCAGGCAGCGGCAUCAGGUUGGCACGGAGAAGUGGCGGGCACACGGAAAACCACACCAGGGUUCCGGCUGGUGGAGAAGUACGCCAUGCUGGUGGGAGGGGUGUCCACGCACCGACAUGACCUGAGCGGGAUGGUGAUGCUCAAGGACAACCACGUGUGGGCCUCAGGCAGCAUCACCGAGGCAGUGAGAGCUGCUCGCUCUGCAUGUGGCUUCAGCACCAAGAUCGAGGUGGAAUGUGGCACCGUGGAGGAGGGCAGAGAGGCAGCUACCGCUGGAGCAGACAUCGUCAUGCUGGACAACUUCCAUUCCCAGGAGCUGCAGGCGGCGGCUCAUGCUCUGAAGCAGGAGUUCCCAUCCCUGCUGCUGGAAGCCAGUGGAGGCAUCACUCCUGAGAAUGUAACCUCAUAUUUCUCUCCUCAUGUGGACAUCGUCUCGUUGGGCUGCAUCACGCAGGGCUGCCCGGUCGUGGAUUUCUCUCUCAAGGUUCAGAAACCGCAGCCACGCUUUUAA
Messenger RNA from Synchiropus splendidus (mandarinfish), 946 nucleotides. RefSeq names its product nicotinate-nucleotide pyrophosphorylase [carboxylating]-like. The transcript is spliced from 5 exons. The record is from RefSeq and is a predicted model, not a curated record. Gene Ontology annotation, molecular function: nicotinate-nucleotide diphosphorylase (carboxylating) activity. Bases 53 to 946 code for a protein of 297 amino acids. Gene Ontology annotation, biological process: NAD+ biosynthetic process; quinolinate catabolic process. NCBI's taxonomy places the organism in Eukaryota, Metazoa, Chordata, Actinopteri, Syngnathiformes, Callionymidae. Gene Ontology annotation, cellular component: cytoplasm.